AUGGGUAACGGUUGUGAUGGGCCUAGUGAUAUGGAUAGCAGUUGUGAUAGGUCUGGUGAUAUGGAUAGCAGUUGUGAUAGGUCUGGUGAUAUGGAUAGCAGUUGUGAUAGGUCUGGUGAUAUGGAUAGCAGUUGUGAUAGGUCUGGUGAUAUGGAUAGCAGUUGUGAUAGGUCUGGUGAUAUGGAUAGCAGUUGUGAUAGGUCUGGUGAUAUGGAUAGCAGUUGUGAUAGGUCUGGUGAUAUGGAUAGCAGUUGUGAUAGGUCUGGUGAUAUGGAUAGCAGUUGUGAUAGGUCUGGUGAUAUGGAUAGCAGUUGUGAUAGGUCUGGUGAUAUGGAUAGCAGUUGUGAUAGGUCUGGUGAUAUGGAUAGCAGUUGUGAUAGGUCUGGUGAUAUGGAUAGCAGUUGUGAUAGGUCUGGUGAUAUGGAUGAUAAUUACGAGCGGCAGACUAUUGCUAUUAUUUUGAAUCUAUAUGACAAGUUCAUUCGAUAG
This is a messenger RNA of Brugia pahangi, 489 nucleotides long. NCBI's taxonomy places the organism in Eukaryota, Metazoa, Nematoda, Chromadorea, Rhabditida, Onchocercidae. The record is from the annotation of a GenBank genome assembly.